Dicentrarchus labrax (European seabass) is the source of this 16631-nucleotide messenger RNA. RefSeq names its product chromodomain helicase DNA binding protein 6 (gene chd6). Bases 225 to 10862 code for a protein of 3545 amino acids. The transcript has 46 exons. NCBI's taxonomy places the organism in Eukaryota, Metazoa, Chordata, Actinopteri, Moronidae. The record is from RefSeq and is a predicted model, not a curated record. Gene Ontology annotation, molecular function: ATP binding; protein binding; ATP-dependent chromatin remodeler activity.
UCUCUCCCUCCCCCCCUCUCUCUCCUCCCUCCCCUCGCCUGCUAAUUUUUUAUGCAUUUUUCUAAACUGUCAUGGCGAUUUUGUGUCCUUGGAAAUAAAAGAAGCGCCAGUGUGUUUUUUUUUUCGGGGCUAACCGGGAGAGAGAGAGAGAGAGAGAGAGAGGAUGUGCCGCCGGUGAGAGCGUGUGUCCGGUGUCCGGAGCAGAUGCAGUGACGGGAUAGAAGAUGAAAAUACACAAGAAGGACAAGCAGCAGAUGUUCACUGGCCUCCUGAAGCACACGCCACCUUCGGCCUCCGCUGCAGCAGCCUCCUCCUCUGCCUCGGACCAAAACAGCAAGGCACAAACCACACUUCCCACAAUCCCACGGGGACACCUGGUCGUGGGCCCCAAGGACCAGCUCCGCCUCCUCACCCCCGUGGGCAGCACGGCGACGUCCAAUCACUGCGCGGUGGCCGGGGCCCACGCCGCUAAGCACUCCGGAGGAGCCCCGCGACCUCCUUCCUCCCUGAGCGAGGAGGACGAUGGAGGAGGAGGAGGAAGGGUGAAGAAGAAACGGAAGAAAAAGGACAAGAGAGAACGGGAGAAAGGAGGUGGGGACGUGGGGGAAACCGAAAGCAGCAAACCAAAGAAACGAAAGGAGGAGAAGGAGGUGACGGUGGUCACACUGAGGAAGGGCAAGGAGCCCAAGGAAGGCAAGGAGCGAAAGGAUCGUAGGACCAAGGGGAAGGAGGGCAGGAAAGGGAGCGGGACAGAGCUGAAGAAUGUGGCAGGGGGGAAAGCGGCAGGGGCCGCAGUGGCCCCCGGACCAGCUCAGGUGCCUGUUAAGGUGCCCGGCAAAAGAGGAAGAAAACCGAAGGUCAAAGUCCUACCUCCUGUACCCACGAAUCAAGCACCUCCUCCUACCCCUGGCCUCCACUCUAAGGUCGCAGGGCAGGUCCAUGGCAAGAACCAUGGUCGGGCCAACAGCAAGACCCCAGUCCCCUCAGCGCCAAAACAGAGGGGCCGCAAACCCAGAGAUCCUGGCGCAGCGCCGGUGGAGAAGAAGAAGAAGGGAAAGAGGAGAAACCAGGAGCUGGCUGUCCAGGAGGGGGCGGAGAGUGACGACACUACCUCAAUGUCAGCCCUCAAUAUGGGUGGAGAGGACAGCCAAGACCCUCUGGAUAACGCGAAGCGGCGUUCGGGACGUCAGGUCAAGAGGAGGAAGUAUAACGAGGAUUUGGACUUUAAGGUGGUAGACGACGAUGGGGAGACGAUCGCAGUUCUCGGAGCCGGCCGCAUCUCAGCGCUCAAUGCCACUGCGCUGGCCUGGCAGGCUGAGGAACCACCUGAGGACGAGGCCAACAUCAUUGAGAAAAUUCUGUCUGUCAGAAUAGCAAAGAAAGAGACUUCAGAGGACCAAGCAGAGGAGACAGAGGAAUUUUAUGUCAAGUACAGAAAUUUUUCCUACCUGCACUGCAAAUGGGCCACUCUGGAAGAGCUGGAGAAAGAUCCCAGAAUCCACCAGAAGAUUAAACGCUUCAGGACCAAACAGGCCCAGAUGAAACACCUGUUCACCGAGCCCGAUGAGGACUUAUUUAAUCCAGACUAUGUUGAGGCAGACAGAGUGCUGGAGGUGGCUGUUACCACAGAUACUGAGACUGGAGAGGAGGUGACCCAUUACCUCGUUAAGUGGUGCAGUCUCUCAUACGAGGAGGCGACGUGGGAGCUGCAGGAGGACUUGGACCCAGAGAAGAUCAAAGAGUUUGAGGAGAUCCAGAAGCUGCCGCCAGAUCUCAGACACAUGGAGCGUCCUCCUCCAGAAAAAUGGCAGAAGUUGGAGCACUCCAAAGAUUACCGCAAUGGAAACCAGCUCAGAGAAUACCAGUUGGAGGGAAUGAACUGGUUACUGUUCAACUGGUACAACAGAAAAAACUGCAUACUAGCAGAUGAGAUGGGUUUGGGGAAGACCAUCCAGUCCAUCACCUUCCUGCACGAGAUCUUCAACAUGGGGAUCCGCGGCCCCUUCCUCAUCAUCGCCCCCCUGUCCACCAUCACCAACUGGGAGAGGGAGUUUCGCACGUGGACCCACAUGAACGUCAUCGUGUAUCACGGCUCGCAGAUCAGCCGGCAGAUGAUCCUGCAGUACGAGAUGUUUUACAGAGACCCACAGGGCAACACCAUCCCUGGGGUGCUGAAGUUUCAAGGUGUCAUCACCACCUUCGAGAUGAUCAUGGCCGACUGUCCGGAGCUGAAGAAGCUCCACUGGCGCUGCGUGGUGAUCGACGAAGCCCACCGACUGAAAAACAGGAACUGCAAACUGCUGGAGGGACUUAAACUCAUGAACCUGGAACACAAGGUUCUGCUGACAGGAACCCCUCUGCAGAACUCAGUGGAGGAGUUGUUCAGCCUGUUGAAUUUCCUGGAGCCGCUUCAGUUUCCUUCAGAAAGCCUUUUCCUGGAGGAAUUUGGAGACCUGAAAACAGAUGAACAGGUGAAGAAGCUUCAGGCCAUUUUGAAGCCCAUGAUGUUGAGGAGACUGAAGGAUGAUGUAGAAAAAAACCUGGCACCCAAAGAAGAGACCAUCAUAGAGGUGGAGCUGACCAACAUUCAGAAGAAAUACUACCGAGCCAUCUUAGAGAAGAACUUCUCCUUCCUAUCCAAAGGAGCGAACCAGCACAACAUGCCCAACCUCAUUAACACCAUGAUGGAGCUCCGCAAGUGCUGCAACCACCCCUACCUUAUCACAGGAGCGGAGGAGAAGAUUCUGGAAAGCUUCAGGAAGUGCCACAGUCCAGAUGCGCUCGACUUCCAGCUGCAGGCCAUGAUCCAGGCAGCCGGUAAACUGGUGCUUAUCGACAAGCUGCUGCCCAAACUGCUGGCCGGGGGACACAAAGUCCUGGUCUUCUCCCAGAUGGUCCGCUGUCUGGACAUCCUGGAGGACUACCUCAUACAGAGACGCUACGCGUACGAACGCAUCGACGGUCGUGUGCGAGGGAACCUGCGGCAGGCCGCCAUCGACAGGUUCUGCAAGCCGGACUCGGACCGCUUCGUUUUCCUGCUCUGCACCAGAGCCGGAGGGCUGGGAAUCAACCUGACGGCUGCAGAUACCUGCAUCAUAUUCGACUCAGACUGGAACCCCCAGAAUGACCUGCAGGCCCAGGCACGCUGCCAUCGGAUUGGCCAGAGCAAAGCGGUGAAAGUCUACAGACUGAUCACUAGGAAUUCUUACGAGAGGGAAAUGUUUGACAAGGCCAGUCUGAAGCUGGGAUUGGACAAGGCCGUUCUCCAAGACAUCAACCGCAAAGGAAGCCUCAACGGGGUGCAGCAGCUCUCUAAGCUAGAAGUGGAGGAUUUGUUGAAAAAAGGAGCAUACGGAGCGCUAAUGGACGAAGAAGACGAGGGCUCCAAGUUCUGCGAGGAAGACAUUGAUCAGAUACUUCAGAGACGAACUCAGACCAUCACCAUCCAGUCUGAAGGGAAAGGGUCAACGUUUGCUAAGGCCAGUUUCAUCUCAUCUGGUAACAGAACGGACAUUUCUCUGGACGACCCCAACUUCUGGCAGAAAUGGGCCAAGAUCGCAGAGGUGGAGAUCGACUCCAAAUCCGAGAAGGAGUCCUUGGUGAUCGACACGCCUCGGGUGAGGAAGCAGACUCGUCACUACAACUCCUUCGAGGACGACGAGCUGAUGGAGUUCUCAGAGCUGGAUAGCGACUCAGAGGAGCGGCCGUGCAGGACUCGCCGCCUGGGCGAGCGCAGCCGGCGGUACCUCCGUGCCGAGUGCUUCCGGGUUGAGAAGAAUCUGCUCAUCUUCGGGUGGGGUCGGUGGAAGGACAUCUUAAACCACGGUCGGUUUAAAUGGCACCUGGCAGAGAGAGACAUGGAGGUGAUCUGUAGGGCUCUGCUUGUUUACUGCCUGAGACACUACAAAGGUGAUGAUAAGAUCAAGAGCUUCAUCUGGGACCUGAUCACACCCACCAAGGAAGGCCAGGACCAGGCGUUGCUCAAUCAUUCUGGUCUAUCUGCCCCAGUUCCUCGGGGUCGGAAGGGGAAGAAGCUGAAGAAUCAGCUGAAUGUUCCUGAGGUGAAGAACGCUGACUGGCUGGUCCACUGUAACCCCGAGGUGGUUCUUCAGGACGAGAGCUACAAGAAACACCUCAAACAACACUGCAACAAGGUGCUACUGAGGGUGCGGAUGUUGUACUACUUAAAGGUGGAGGUUUUGGGUGAGGCUGCCAAUCAAGCUCCUGAGGGAAUACCUGCCAGUAAACUUGAGGUAUCACUACCCGACAUCGACUACAUAGAGAUUCCAGCUUCAUGGUGGGACGCAGAUGCUGACAAGUCUCUCCUCAUUGGAGUCCACAAACACGGCUACGAGCGGUACAACGCCAUGCGUGCGGAUCCAGACCUGUGUUUCCUGGAGAGAGUGGGAAUGCCAGACGUCACAGCGCUGUCGGCUGAACAGGGAGGAGGGGAGGGGGUCCCCGACAUGGCUGACAGCGUCUGCAAAACUGAGGAGGCGAAGGACGACACUGAAAGCAAAGCUGAUGGAGGGGAGGACAGAGACGAGAGCAGCAAGGGAGAGGAAACCUGCUCCAGCACAGAUACCUCAGACAAGCCUGACAGUACAGGUCCAGACUCCCAGAUGUCAGGUGACUUGUGCGCCCAGGAUGGAACAUUGGUCACCACGACGACAACAGGAACAGGCACCGGGGUUGCGUCGCUCCACGUCGUCCAAGCCCGGCCCCUCUGGCCCACUGGCCCCGCCUUGACGGCCCGUCUACGCCGCCUGAUCACUGCCUACCAGCGCUUCACGCUGCGCCGCGAGCCGCUGCUCAGGCACGACUUCAUGCUUCACGACGGCCUCGUUGGCAUGGGGAUGGGAGGAGCUGGAGCCGCUCACAGUCAUCACGCUGGUGGGCCGCUGGCAUGGCAACUGGGUGAAGAGCUGAGGCGGUGUUCUGUGGUCGCAACAGAGCCUGACCCCCUUUUUCUGGAGUGGCAGAGGAGGUGGACUCGUCGAGAACAAGCCGAUUUUUACCGCACUGUGUCGUCGUUUGGGGUGGUGUACGACUCGGAGAGGAAAACCUUCGACUGGUCCCAGUUCAGAGCACUGGCCCGACUGGAGAGGAAGACGGACGAGAGUUUGGAGAGAUACUUCAACUCGUUCGUCAACAUGUGUCGGACAGCCUGUAAACUGCCUCCAAGGAAGGAAGAAGGUUUGGUGGAUCCAGCUGUGCUUGUAGAGCCUCUGACAGAAGAGAGAGCUGCCCGGACUUUAUACCGCAUCGAGCUGCUCCGAAAGAUCAGAGAGCAGGUUCUCCGUCACCCAUUAAUGUCGGCCCGCCUCCAGCUGUGCCGCCCCUCCCUCUACCUCCCAGUCUGGUGGGAGUCUGGCAAACACGACCGUGACCUCCUCAUCGGGGCUGCACGCCACGGCUUGAGUCGCACCGACUUCUACAUCCUGAACGACCCCCAGCUGAGCUUCCUGGAGGCUCACAGGAACUACGUCAGGGGACACCCCUCUCAUCUUCAUCCUCAAAGUCAUCAUCACGCUCACCAUCCGGGCCUGGCGACUCAUCCCGGCAUCUCGUCUUCUUCCUCCUCCUCCUCCUCCUCCUCCUCGUCUCAUCCGCAGCUGCCUCACCCUCACUGCUGUCUGUAUGAUUCCGGCCACUCCCCCCAGCCUCCUGAAUAUCCCCACCAGUCCUCUCACCACCACCAUCAUCAUCACCAGCAUCACCCGGCGCCAACAUCGGCUCCGUCUCCUUCCUCCUCCUCUCACCCCCACCUCCACCCUCCGCCAUUGGAUGCCCACAAUUCUUCCUCACCGAGUCUGGGAAUAGUUCCUGGGUCACGGGGAGAUUUCCUCGACUGUCCUCCUUUGGAUGAAACUCUGGAGCUUGGUUCGCUGCACCAUGACGCCAUGUCUGCAGAAGCUUUACAUGGAGGGAAGGCAUCCAAAGACGCCCUCAACGGGUUCCCAUUCAAUUCAGCCACAGGAGGUCAAAGCAUGCUCAAUUCGUACGGUGUUGGGGGAACAGACCUUGAUUCAAAACUAAGGAGUGACGUGCUUGUUGGUGAGCAGGGCUCCUCAGAGGAAACCGGACUGAUGGCACCGUCAGUGGAGCUGGAUCAGUUACAGGCUCCCUGGGACGGCACAGACCACUCCAGUCCAGCUCACCACAUGUUCAAUGAAUCUGAUCCAAUCCUGGGUCCUUCCACUCUGGAGACUGGCUUCCUGGAGGAAGAGGACGAGGAGACACAGGGGGGAGACAGAGGAGGGGAGGCAGGUGGAACUCUGGAGGAGUGUUUGGGCCUCCCGCCCUCAUCCUCUCCUUCCCACCCCUCUGCGGAAGAUUCUGUUGAGCCGCUGUCCUCAAGUUACAUGCUCUUCAAGGAAAUUGGUGUGAGCGAGGAGCCCAGCGCAGAUCAAACUGACCUGUCAGCGAGUCCCCCUCCUCCCUAUGUACCCCCUCCUCCCCUCUCUCUGUCUGACAUCACUGCCCAUGAGCCGCAGGAUAGGCUGGGCCACUCUGACGUCGCUGAGAGCCUGACCAAUCCUGUGGGGGAAGGAGAGGGCCAGGAAGGAGGCGCAGAGUUCGAGUUUGAUGACAAAGAGGAAGACGAAGUGGAAGACUUAUCUAUAGCCACCAUGGAGCAGAACAAACUAAGAAAUCAAAGUCUGGACAAUGAGGAGUGUGAUGAAGACCAAGGUGCAGACCAGAGUUUGGGAGUCUUGAAUCCACCCAUGGAGGUACCACAGAUGGAUGGGAUAGAGCCAGAGCCGGGCCUCAGGGAACAGGACGAGAGGAUGGAGGUCUCAAACCAACUUUCUCAAGACCUCCAGGAAAGCUUUGACCAAGCAGAGCAUAAAGAGGAGUUACCGCAACAUGUGCACCCUUAUCUUGGGAAGCUGGGGCAGGAGGGCAGCCUUGCGUGUCCCGUGUCUAUUGAAGUGCCUGGGGAGGAAGUGGAUGGGUUGAUUUUGUAUCAAACAGUAGAGGAAGACACAAUGGAAAGCUCUCUUGACGCUGAAACGUUAAUGGGAGACGCAGCUGGAGAGUUUGUACGAGUGGGAGGAAUUCCAGAAGAUUCCAGAGAGGAUGGUUCAGGGGAUCUUGCAGAUCAAGUGGAUGAGAUCUCAGAAGGGCAGAUGGAUCACGUUUCUCUCAUGGAUGUUUCAGUGGUUCAACCCUGUGAUGACGCAGCAGAAAAGGCUGUGAAACAACAUGUCGCCAAACCAAAUGAGAUGGAGCUGGAGAGCAUUUACUCAGAAUACACACAGCCCUCCUGCCCUACUACUUCUGUCUCAUCGCCUGCAGUCCCAUCAAAGUCUGAUGAAAGCACCACAGACAGCAGCGGCGGAGCUGGAGUCAAAACUGAAGUGUCCAUGGAUCAGGAAAACUAUGAAGACAGUGGUGGUGAGAAGAAACCUCAGCAAUUGGAGCUGCCAAUCAAGGUGGAGGAGACCAAGACAGAGGCUGCAGAGGACGUCUAUCCCGACAGCUCUGAGGUCAAACAUGGAAAAUUCUUUUCCUACGCCGUUAAGUCAGAAGACUUGGUGACCAAAGCUGAGCAGUUAGACUAUCCUGUCAAACCAGAAACACUGGAUACCAAACCUGAAGAUCUCAGCCUUCCUAUGAAACCUGAGAGCUUGGACAGUAAACCUGAAGUCCUCCAGUUUGCAGCCUACUCACAGGGCGCCGAAAUCAAACCUGAAGCAAAACCAGUAGCUCUCAGAUUUUCUGCUUACCCAGAUGGGGCGAAGCUUAAGACGGAGACAAAGCCAGAGGGUUUGGAGUUCACAACGUACCCAGACAGCUCUGAGAUCAAACCUGAGGCCAAGCCAGAGGGCCUGGAGUUCAGAGCUUUACCCGAGAUCAAAGCUGAGACGAAGCAAGAGCUGUUGGAGGCGGACAGCACAGUCCUGACCCCGAAGCUGGAGCAGGUGGACGGGCUGGUCGACACCUCGGGAAGUCUGGUGAAAGGUCAAGUGAAGGAGGAGAGGCCAACUACACCAGGAGGCACAUUGCUGAGCUUACACCCGUCAUCCUCUUCCAUAGUGCCUGUGGUAGAGGGCUAUGUGGGCAGCCCAAGGUUCGCUGCUCCUAUUUCCAUGUGUGAGAUUCCCGACAGCCUCCACGACACCAGGGAGCCGACCAUCGCUCAGCUCUUACAGGAGAAAGCACUUUACUCGUUUUCUGAGUGGCCGAAGUUCAGCCCUUUGCUGUUGAAUCGCUCCCUGCAGGACCGGGUCAUCAUCAACCGCCUGGACAGCAUCUGCCACGCCAUCCUGAAGGGGAAGUGGCCUUCGUCCAGCGAGCAGUACGACUCACCCGGCUCCCUGGCUGCCAACUCCUGCCUGGCCAACAGUUUAGCCCAACACCAGCACCACCGAGCCGGCUUUCUCCCCACCACGGCCUCGAGUUCCGUCCCGAGCCAGGCCAGGGUUCAGCAGGCCAACCCUGGACUGGGGUUCUCCAUCCCUCCCCCUCUCACAAGACUACCUAAGUACAUGCAGCGGGGCGGGGCAUGCGGGCGCGGAGCUUGGCGCCUCACCUCCUUGCCUCUCUUACAGGAGAGGCUCGUGGCUCCUCCCUACCUCCCCGAGCUCAAACGAGCGGGAGGUCGGAGGUCUUUCGACUAUGAAGCUGCUGCUGCUGCAGCUGCUGCCAAGGUUUUAGCUGGGAAAUCAGCAUCGUCAUGCCACACGGCUACCACCACAAGCUCCAGUGGUACUACUCCUGUGGUGGCCCCGCCCUCACACCGUACAGGAGCCAUGUUGAUUAAUGGUUGGCAAGAAACUGCCAUUGAUCUAACCAAGUCGUCCGGAGAAAUAAGCACCACCAGUGGCAUUGGGACGGGAGAAGCUGUGGUUGCGCCGGGAAUCGGCCACCACGGCGCCGGUGCUGGCAGCAGUCACAAGCUGCCGCCACCCCCCAUCACAGCUCCGCUAACGGGCUCUGUGGGAAUCGACAUGGCCGGGAUACUGCAGGCCGGGCUCAUCCAUCCUGUAACGGGGCAAAUAGUUAACGGAAGCCUGAGGGGAGAUGACUCACUGAGGAGGAGGAGAGGGAGGAGGAGAAACGUGGAGGCACUGUACUCUGAGUUCACCAAGAGCAGAGGACUGCACCUCCCAGAGACACAGGGCCGGGUGGAGGUGAUCAGCCACUCCUCAGUCUCCUCCUCCACCUCCUCGCCGUCCCCCUCUCCUUCAGAGCGACCCGCCGGCCCCCCCACACCGUCCUCCUCUUCUACCCCAACCCCGACCCAGACACCUCCACAGCCAGAGAUCAUUGCCAUCGACAGAGAGGCAGCCAGCAAAGGCCUGAUCGAGUGGCUGAGGCAGAAUCCGGGCUACAGCAUGGAUCUCCCUGCGUUUGCUCAUUCUGGAGCAGGUCUGUUACAUGGUUUUGUUGAACGUCCCAAGCAGAGGAGGCAUCGCUGUAAAGACCCCACCAAGCUGGAUAUCAACUCCUUGACGGGGGAGGAGAGGGUUCCUGUUGUGCACCGUGGCACCGGACGCAGGCUUGGUGGUGCUAUGGCUCCGGCCAUAAAGGAACUUUCCAGGUGGCUGGAUGCUAACUCAGAGUACUAUGUAGCUCCAGAUUGGGCUGAUGUGGUCAAACACUCUGGGUUCCUUCCUGAGGGCAAGUUCUCUCGGAUCCUGACAGAACCAGUCAACAGAGACCCGGGCUCUCGGCGCCGUGGGCGGCGGCCUCGCAGCGAGAUGCCUAAGCCCCUCCUGUCUGUCUCCGAUUCUGCCUCAUCUGGCCUUGGCCCCCCACUCUUCAUGAACGGCGGAUUAAUCGGCAGCAUGGACUCCAUGGUGGCCAUGCAGAACCUCCGUGGUGGCAUUCCUGGAAUUCCCAUCUCCGGGAUCAUGGCGGCUGGAUUCCCACAUGGUUUCUCGGCCGCCGUCCAGGCGGGAGGAGCUGGAGCGUCGGCAGAAGAUGCCAAGAAUGGGUUGAGUAUGUUACCCAUGAUGCUGCACGGCAUCCCGCACCCCCAUGGGGCUGCGAUCCAGCAACACGCCUUGUUCAGCGUUGGCGCAAUGAUGGCGCACGCGGCGCCACCUCCUCACCCCAGCUCCUCCUCUUCUUCUUCAUUGUCUGCUGCAAAGGUCACCACAACAACCGCACCAUCUACAUCUGAGGCAGCCAGCCCUUCGUCGACAACGCCUGCUGAGAGAGAGAGUGCCGCCUCUUCCGGCUCUGCUGGAGGUGAAAAGGAAAGGAGCCGGGAGGAGAAAGGAGCCGCAGAAGCCUGCAAAAGACCAGGAGGGGCAGAGGCAGCGGCCAUCAUUACCUCCACCAGCAGGGCACAUCUUAGCUCUGCGCAUCUCGGGGCCGGCACCGGCAGCCAUCUUACCUUCAACCCCUUCCUGAUCCCGGGCAUGUCCCACGGCCUGCUGUACCCUCACAUGUUCUUGCCGCACGGUGGCAUCAUGGCGCUGCCUGCUAUGCCUCCUGGAGCAGUAGACGGCUCCCCAGGCAGCCCCAAGAGGAGGAGGAAGAGAGGGCGUGAUGAAGGGGAGAGAGAGGAGGAGAGGGAGAAAGCUGCAACGGGAAAGGUAGAAGAAAGAGAAAGUACAGUUCAGGCUAGUGUUACCCCCCAACCAGCCUCCUCCUCAUCCCCCUCCAUCCCCUCUACCUCGGCUCCAGACCCAGGCCUGUCUCUGACUGAAGAGCCUCAGACCGGACAGGGAGACGGAGAGGAUGGGCCUGCAGAGCCCCAGGAACCAGACUCCCAUAACCAUCUUGAGGGAGCAACAACAGAGGAGAAAGAGGAAAGAUUGGAGGACACAGGAGAAGAGGCAAUAGAAGAGGAGGAGAAGCAGGACACUGAGGAGCAGAGACAGGUGGAAGGAGAGGAAGCAUAAAGGAGGAGAAAACUGCAGAGAAAAGAGAGACAACCACUUCCUGCUCUCUCCUCCUUUCUCCUCCGGUGCUCUCUUUCUGGACUGAGCAACAGUGUAAAGUUUGUGCCGUGUCUGUCAGUCAAUGUCCAUGUAAAGACUUUUAUUAUGAUGAUGACUAAUAAUAACGAUGAUGAUUAUAUUCAACUUGGUUCUGUUUAUAUACCAAGACCCCACCCACCCUCCACUCCCUCCUUGUAUACAAAAAAAACUAGUGUAAGAAAGGAUCUUCUGUGUAUACUUCCCCUUCAUUCUGCAUCGAGACUGAGUCAGGAGGGACAUUCUCAACAGCAACACACACACACACACACACACACACACACACACUUACACACUGCAGGCCAGAUGCGCUAACCAAGGAGUGGCUUUGGCGGUAAUAUUGAUCCGGUUAUAAAAGUUGAAAAGCUGUUGCAAAGUUUUGGACUUGCAGCUUUGGUUUGGUGUGUUUGCACGAGGAAUGAUGAAGAGAGUUGUGGCACAGCUGUUCGAAUUUCUCACCACAGUUUGUGAAUUCAGAGAAGCUCAAGCGGAGGAGCACGUGUGUAUCUUAUGUUCAAGGUCGAAAACCGAGCCUGUUCACCUGAGCACUGUUUUUAUUUUGACUUCUGGCACUCUCCACUUAAUUGAGUCAUUUUUGGGGGGGAUUAUGUCUGUGCAAUGUUCAAAAACUUGCAGGCUAGAUUAACCUGAAAGUAUGUCUUGGUGACAAGAGUCUGAACCAGCAUUCCCAGAAACAUGUGACACUAAAACGCCUUUUCCUAGUCGAUACUGAGGGAAUACUGAUAACAUUAACCUGAGAUAAUAUGCAAGAGCUACUCUACCAAGCAGCAGCCCAGAUACAUUUCAGAGUGUAGCCCUUUUGAAACUCUCUAAGUCCUCUUAAUGCAACUCAAAGAAUAGAAGUGAAUUUAAGAAAGCUGCCAAGUCAGAAAAAAACAAAAAAGGCACAAUACAAGUGAAGUUAAUAAAUCCCAGGCAUGAAAGUUUUAUCUUAAUUGUAAGAUAGCAUUGUCUGCUAGCCCCCCACGUGUUAGAUUCCUUAUUCAUAUUUUUUUUUUUACUGUAACUUUAUUAUCAAUUCUAUGCCAUUGCUGCUAUAACUUCUUUUUAAAAGAAGUUCAGAGUUAAAAUGUAAUUUGCUCUUCACACUAGAGUAAUAAUCCAGAUACCAAGAACAGGAAAUGUUGAGUGCAACAGAUACUCUGAACAAGAAGAUCUUCUCAUUUGCUUUCAUUGAUAAAAGCAGAGAACAAUCAUGAGAUUCAUUUGUUUCAUUACUUUUUAGAUCAUGUAUCUUUCUUUUAAAACUCACACAUAGUCACUUUGAGAGAUUAUCCCUGCCAGGCCUAAUCACAAGAAAUGAAAGACAGGAGUUUCAAAGUUAAGAACUCAGUCAGGCCACCAGGGGGUGGUAGGAGGCAGAUUGUAUCCUGUCCUGGAAACACUGGGGUUGAGGGAUUGUGGGAGAAAAGAGGAGAAGAGGUGGGGUUUUAUUCUGCCCUUUGGUCCCAAAUGGAAUUAUCUUACAGCCAAUCAAUGAAGAUAAAAAAAAGGACUGCUGCAAAAUGGUUGCAAUCAUGACCUGUAGCAUCAUGUCUUUUUUAUUUUUUUGGCCAUACUGUCCUCUUCUCACGUUUUUAUUGGGUGGGAUUCUGUGUUCAGAAAGAUAUUAUCUGUGCGUUGUCAACAUCUGUCCAGUGAAAGGGAAUAGUCUGUUUUUUAGGAACAGAUAAAACAGGAAGAGGAGGGAUAUAAAGCGGUGUGAAUCGCUCGGGUUGAGUGCCUCGUCGUUGCUCUUCGUCUCGUUUCUUUUCCUCAGAUUAGUUUUAAUAGCAGUUCAUACUAAGAGUUUCUAAAUAUGUAAAUCUAUCGCUGUAUAUUGCUGUUUUAUGUUUUUUAAGUGCACCAUUUCUUUCUUUCACCUUUUCAUUUUUUUCUCCACUGGGAUAAAAAAAAUACUUGACAAAUGCGAUGGUUUUUUUUGCGUUGCGAUUAGUCCCAGUGUUUUCUUUAUCAAACAGACUGUACUGUACAUUAAAUGGAUGCAAGUCGCUGGUUUUAUUCAGUCUUUUCAGAACAGGGUCUGCAUUUUAGGGGUUUAUGUCAGAUGUUUCUGUUUAUGACGUUGGACUUCACUUUUGUUUUGUUUUCAUACAUGGAAACAUUAUUUUUGCACAGUGUCUUUUUGUGAACGUUAACCUGUUCCUGUACUGUCUUGUAUUUCCUUUAUGCGUGUGUGUGAGUGUGUGUGUGUGAUAAUGGGAGAGGGUGUCGGUGUGCAUGCAUGCGCACACGUUUUGUUGUGGAGCUGUGUUUCUUCUUCAGUCUCGUCCUUACAGGUCACAUUUCUUGUUGGGGGGGAAAAAAACAUAGUUGUUGCCUUGUCACAAGUUUGUGGCUACAUAUAAUUUAUUAUCCUUUUCUUUUGCUUUGCCAAACUCUCACCAAAUAUGACAUUCUUUCUUUCUUAGUUUCAUUAUGUAUUAUUCAAAGUAAAAUGCCUUAUUUAGCUAGUAUUUUUUUGUAUAGCUAUUCUGUUACAUCUCCAUAUAGGGACAUGUUAUCGUGUUUGUGUUCAGUUUGUCCUUUGCUUGUAUGCAUACACGGCCUUGGUGAUGUGCAUUAUCUUCAAAAGCCAACAGUAAUGCGAAGGUACCACUGUCCAAAUCACUACGUUAAUUCAAUCAGUCAUCCCUCAAAGCACAAAUGGAGAGUUAACAAAAAGUGACUGUUUUCUUACCAGUGCCUCUAAAAUUACUUUAAAUACUUUUUGUGGGCUCCACUCGCGCACGUGUUGACAUCACGUCUCUGUAGUGACAUCAUCUUUGGGGAAGUGAUUGACAUUUGAAAAUGUAAGUCUUUGUGGAAUUUCACCAUUUGCAGAUGAUGCCAUGCUGUUCAGUAAAGGGAAAUUCUGGAUUUGUUGGGGUUUUAUUUUAUACAUUUGUCCAUCAUGACCAUUACUCAUGAUAAAGUUUUACUCACCAACUCCUUUAGUAGAGAUUUGGAAAACUCCAGUAAGGUGGCAGUCAGAGUAAAGAGCGUGAGCCUUGUACAACGUUGGAAAAAAUUGACAUUUGUAACCGAAACAAAUCCUUGAAUUCGUCUUUCAGGCUUCAAUUGAAGUUUCUUGCAGAUCGAGCAAGUAUUUGUGGAUAUUGCGGCAAAUUUGACCUUCCAUACUGAUACAUGUUUGUUAAGCUUUGGCUUAGUUUGCUUUGGAUUUAGCAUGCCUGUUUGAGAAGUAGCAACCAAGAUACAGUUGUGCUUGUUGUGUAAAGCUUAGACCUUGGGGUGCGUUUGAUUUAAAUCAAUUUGUGAUUGUCUGACUGGUAAAUGAUCUCAAGUUGAUCAACCCUUGCAAGUACAUAGCCUGAUCAGCAACAUUCUUACCAUUGUUCAGUUUGUCAGAUCUCUACAGAGGCGUUGAGUAAAAUGUUAAUGGAAUAAGACGAAGUUUGUGAAAUACCAGAGUCUCCCUUUAAGAAUGGCUAUUCAAUCCCAGGGCAUUCUCUUACUGCAGAGGCCGUCUGUUUGGUAUCUAGCACAUCUAGGAUGAUAAUUCACGCACACAGUAUGUAUCCAGCUCAAGUAUUUGAUUGUUCGUGUGUGUUUGUUGAGAUUCCUGGAAAAAAAAAAAAAAGCAGUAAAUCAGAAGUGGAAGCCAGUUGUUCUGUACCACAAUUAAAUAAUCUGAAAAACAAAUGUUUAACUCUACAGCCCAUGUAUACACAUCACUUCCUGUGACUGGCUUGUUCUUGUGUAAAAACUUGAAACAAACUCGUAGGUGCAGUAUGUGGCAACAGUUCAAGGCGAUGGCUCUGUAUUGUCUGUUCAUGUCACACCAUGCCUUCUUUAACAGUGUUCUUUCUUUUCAUUGAAGUCCUUUUGGUUAACUUAAAUGUUCUUCAGAACGGUCACCUCAAAAUGUUGUAAACGUUUAUCUCUUAUCAUAAAUAAUGUAUUUAUUGUAUAGUUCUUGUCUUUACAUCAUUGUCUCAUGACUGAUUAAUGGCUGGUUUUGUUACUCUUGAACGUGACUCCUGAAAGACAAAAGCGUUUUGGUUCACAUGGAUGUUAAACUAUCUGCUUUUCUUUGUAGCCCUUGUCACCUGCUAAUCUGCUUUUUAGACGUAAUUAGAUGGUAAAGAGUCCCCAGUUUACCUCUUUUUUUAUUUUCUCAACAGAGCUACAUGUGCCAUACAAUAAAAAUCCAAUUAAAGUGGGAUUAUUGGGCUAAGACAAUUCAAUAGGACCCAGGUUGCAGCUAACAGUUGAUCCAAAUUUAUAAAAUGGACAUUUGUGUAUUUGUUGGCUACAGUUUAGGAGAAGAUGACUGAAAACUUGUAGUUUCUGGAGCAGACGUGCCAGUUAAUGUGCCCUGCUUCAGAAACCACACACCAGAACAAAACUUUUUUUUUUUUUUUACUCCUUUUGUUUCCUUGAAAUCAGAAAUACUGGAUUGUAAGUCCAGGUCCAGUUGCAGAAUCAAAGGACAGAUGCUGGAGUUCUAAAAUAAUAAUGCCUGAGAAAUGUUAAUUACCAUCUCGUCACCGGCUGUUGGCCUGAUUCGUUCAAGUAAGCACGUGACCAAACCUUCACAUGCUGGUUCUGCUGUUUGACGUGCACAUGAGAGACCCGGUUUGGACCGCCUGCAUCACCACCAUCACUCUGUUCCUAGCUGCGUUACGGCCUUUGGUUUGAGGACCCUGGCCUUCAUUUAUUCAGAGGAUCAACGUUCAGGCCUCCUAGUUAGAAAAUAUCCGCCCUGCUGAAGUGUCCUUAAGCAAGACACUGAACCCCUGCCAGCUGAUUUGUAGCUGACCCUGACCUUUGACCUCCCUGUAGAACGAGGCCAGAUCCGGUUAUGUAAUAGGAUAAAGAACACACAUCCAGAGGUUCCGAUUCUGAACACAGUGGAAAAUACGAUUAACAGCUUAAAAUCUCAUGUUCCAUUUAAAAAAAAAAAAUUAAAAAUAAAAUAUCAAAACCUAUUUUGCCUUGUGAAAAAGAAUUUUACAAAAAAAGAGAAAAUCCUUUGUGUCAGUACAUGGUUUAAUUCCUUUCAGGCUGGUUUCACAGACACUGAAAUUGUCUUGGCAGAAGAGGUGAAUAUAUAAUAAGAAUUACAGCUCCCCUAUGUAAUCUUUAGAUAUGCAGUUUAAGACUCCCCCUGCAACUUGUGCAUUCUUGUAAUUCCCAUUUACAGUAAGCUUACAUCCAUUUCUCUUGAGUUAGCCAAUUGGACCCGUUUAUUUUCAAGAGACAUGCUGAAAUCUCAACACUUGGUCAGUAGAGAACAGCAGCAAGAUACAACUUAAAAUAAUUACAGUUAAUUAAAAAGACAUUUUUUGACCAACUGUGAAAGCGAGCUGGAAAAGUAACCUCCUUCAAAUUCAUGUCUGUGAAACCACCCGGCUCAGUAUUACACAGACAGGGCAGGUUAAAUAAUAUCUGUUCACAGCUCCUGUAUUAGAAUCAACCAAGCGUAAAAAUAAUCCAAGAGGAUUUUCUUCUAAAAAGUGGAGAAAAGACCAUCACUGGCUGCUCCUGUAGUCAGAAACCUGGUCAUUGCUAACUAAGUUAAGUGGUGGGGUUUUUAAUCUUUUUCCUUUCUUUUUGUUUCUUAUUUGUAACUAUAGCUCUCUGUAUUCCCAUGUGGACCAAUCUCAUGAGUCAAAACAUGGUAUGUGUGAUCUUUUAUUGUGCAAUAAAAGAUGACUUUCAACUUUC